Ricinus communis (castor bean) is the source of this 3199-nucleotide messenger RNA. Its product is annotated as U-box domain-containing protein 5. Bases 748 to 2994 code for a protein of 748 amino acids. The record is from RefSeq and is a predicted model, not a curated record. Gene Ontology annotation, biological process: cell surface receptor signaling pathway; protein ubiquitination. NCBI's taxonomy places the organism in Eukaryota, Viridiplantae, Streptophyta, Magnoliopsida, Malpighiales, Euphorbiaceae. Gene Ontology annotation, cellular component: cytoplasm; nucleus. Gene Ontology annotation, molecular function: ubiquitin-protein transferase activity. The transcript has 8 exons.
UAAGUCGGACACCAUGGAACCACCGCUACUUAUUGUGAUAGCCAGUUAUGUUAGUAUGCCUUUAAACUCUGUUCUUUCCCGUAACCUAAUCCAUAAGUAAUGGAAAACAAUUUUUUUUUUUUUCUAAAAGAAAUUUUGGUCCGUGUGGUUAGCCCUUUUUUUUUUUUUUUUUUUUUCCUUUCUCUCGGCAUGCACCUUCCGAAAUGAACCGAUCAGGACCCAUCUCACUCUCCUUGUCAAGGAAGACUAUUCUGAAAAAGUAAAGCAAAAACUAUGUCUCUUCCUCUCUCGCCAAUGCCUGCCUUUUAUUAUGCAUUCUUCUGAGUAGAGUGCUUCAUGACAUCCACUUCCUUUUGCUUUUGAAUUUUCGUUGUGUAUUCAUAUCUGCUUCAGUUGCCUUUUGUUUGCAGCUUCUUGCUCAUAAGCUACUUCUGGGUGAUGAUCUCCUUUGUUUAAGCUGGAACAUAUAAGACUCGUCUUUUCAACGUAACUCAUUUCUUUAUAUGGUAAAUGAUGGCUAGACUUUUAUGCUAUAUUUAACUAUGAAAAUUCUGACCUUUUGUGCUGGUAGUACGUACCAGCAGUUAUGAUUCAUCACUUGUUCAUUGUGUAGAACUGAUUGAAUUCUCGGGCUUCACUUUAUUGAGUUUGUGGCCUCUAAUCUCAGCUUCUCAUCGUUAGAGACAGGCGCGCUACCACAAGUUCGCUGUAGUCUCUAUAAAUUAACUUCAUGCUUUCCGGAAUGGAAUGAGAUACUGUAUAUAUUUUGUCAGUAAUGGAAGGAGGACUCGAAAUCUUUAUUUGUCAAAUUGCAAAUUGAAGACUAAAUGGAAAAGGACCAAUCGGAACUUCCAUAUUACUGUACUAUUAAGGUUGAUGUGCUUAGAACUCAAGAACUUUAUCGAUAGAAUCUCGCGGAUAUUUUCAGAAAUUGAAUCUGCCCGGCCACGAUGCGCUACAGGAUUACAGGCAUUAUGCUCAUUGCAUGCUGCUAUGGAUAAAGCAAAACUACUUAUCCAGCACUGCACUGACUCUAGUAAACUCUACUUGGCGUUUACUGCAGAUAAGAUACUCUCCAGGUGCGAGAACAUAAGGAAAACCUUGGAUUUAUGCUUGAUCCAAAUACAAAAUAUGGUUCCAACGUUGCUGGCUGCAAAGUUGCAGAAAUCUUACUUGGCUGCGAUAUCUGGAAUUAUUGAAGAUCUUAGAGGUACAAAAUUUAUGAUACAACCUUCUGAAGUGGAGGCGGGAAAGGUUGUGAAGGAACUGCUUAAGCUGGACAUGCCUACAUCAGAUUCGAUAAACGACUCAGAACUUGUAGCUCUUCUAUUUGCAGCUGUAAGACUCAAAAUUACAUCCCCUUUGGCUGUCUUGAUGGAGAAAAGAUCCAUCAUGAAACUGCAUGGUAAAAUUCGUGAAACUGAUCCAAGAAAGAAAAUAUUGGUGUAUCUCUUGUAUCUUUUGAGGAAGUACGAGGGGCUGCUUGGGCAACACAAAGUUGAGGAUGGAUUUGCUCUGCAAGAGGAGUACAAGACUCAAACUGAAAAUUCUGCUACACCCGAACCUCCUCUAGAAUUUAAGUGUCCCAUAUCUAAUAGACUAAUGUAUGAUCCAGUACUCAUUGCUACCGGGAAAACGUUUGAACGUGUUUGGAUUGAGAAAUGGUUUCAGGAAGGGAAAAGUACAUGUCCCGUGACAAAUAUGAGGCUGGAAAAUUGUUACCUGACUCCGAACCUUGCGUUGAAGGGCCUCAUUUCAAAGUGGUGUUCAAAUAGCGGAAUAACAAUAUCUGAACCAUGUGCAGGAAUAAGUCCAGCUCCAGUUUCCUUGCUUAAGUCCUUAUCCUUUAGAUCCAUUGCUAGCAUCGGCAGUUCCAUGAAUGAUUUGCAUCUUCAAGUUAGCAAUAUCUCGCUUUCAUCUUCAGAUACAAAUUUCGGUGCAGAUUUACUGGAUGAUUAUAACAAUGCUGAUUCUGGUGGACUCCCUCAAAAAAAUGCAGGGUCUUGCACUAGCCGCUCAUCUAUCAAAGACAUUAGCAUUGGCUUCACAUCACUCUCCAAACUUGAUUCACUUCCAUGGGAAUCCCAAUCGAAAGCAGUGCAUGAUAUUAAAGAACAACUGAACGAAAAUGAGAAGGCAUACGACUGUAUGUUUGAUAACAGCUUUAUAAAGCCACUGAUUAACUUUCUGUUGGGUGCAUAUGACUCGAACGAUGUGCAAGCCCAGAACGAUGCAGCGGAGGUUCUUUUGUCAAUUCUAUCCAAAAGCAGAAUCGAAUUGCCUUCGAUUGACAAAGAUGCAAUCUGCAUGUUGGCAUCACCUGUCGAUUCCGAAAUUCCCGGGAAGGCUCUUGCAAUCAUGGAAGAGUUAUCAUGCCAACCCUUUUAUAAGUCUAGAAUUCUGGCAUGUGGAGUUCUACCUGCAAUCUUGAAAGUCCUGGAGUGGCAAGAUGCGGAAAACUGCAAGCUUGCCGUGAAGAUAAUCUGCAAUUUGUCCUACAACAGUGAUAUAGCAUAUCACAUUGUCUACUUAGAUUGCAUCCUGAAGUUGGUCCCUUUUCUUGGUGAUCGGAGUCUGGCAGGCUAUUGCCUAGGUAUUAUGAACAACUUGUGCAGUAUUGAGGAGGGUAGGAUUACAAUUGCCGGAACCGCAUCUUGCAUUGCUUUAAUUGCCACACUUGUGGAAACUGGCACCAGGCAGGAACAAGAAACUGCUACGGAAGUGCUGCACUCUAUAUGUAAGGAGCACGCAGGGCGUUGUCAACAGGUCAUUCGAGAUAGCACUGUGCAAUCUUUGUUUCGCAUGUCUGUUAGUGAGAUUUCAAGAUCAAAGGAUAUCGCCACAGAAUUGCUACAGUUGUUGGGAUAUAAAACAGAAUCCCACGUGUCAGAUAGUUCUGACAUGAGCAUAGCCAUCUCAAGUCCUAAAGACACAAGGUCUCCUUCCACGGGAUUUGCAUAUUUUGGGAAAAAAAUUCCCAGAUUUUUCAACUAACUAGAGUUGCUCGAGUUUUAUAGUUUCUGAUAAAUUUGUAAAUAUUUGAUGAGACACCGGUUUGCGUAUGAUGUAGGAAAAUUCAGCCUUGUUGCAGUUGUAGUGAGAUGUAAAUUAUCCUGAUUGGUCUUUGUACUUGAAUUCAAUGCAGUGAAUAAUAUAAUCAAUUAAUUAAUACCCCAAAUAAGAGAUAUUAUGGGUACAA